CACGCACACACACACACACACACAUACGGGCUCACAUUUAUCUCCAGCUUCGGAUUAUAAAGACCGACUUUCAUGCAGCGGAUUUGGGCAGCCUUGCAUUUGUGCUCCAUAUGAGGGAGAAAAUCUUCAAGGCACCUUGUGUCCUCCUGAGUCUGUUCACAAGUUUGAAUCUGUGCUGUGGACAAUUUGGAACCCCAAUAACUGAUGAUGUGAGCAAGCUGUCGCUUCUGAAGCACAACAUCCCUUCCGAUUAUGAGAUUCCGCUUCAUUACAUUCCCAAAGAAGUGGCUGGUGCGUGCUGGGUGGUGUUGAACGUCUAUCCUUUGGAGCAAAGUCUUCGCAACCUGGCCAACAUGUUUGGCGCCGACUCCUCCAACAAGGAAAAUAUCCUGGUCUUCAUCGCCAUGCUGAAGAGCUUGCGCUUCACGUUUGACCACCAGGAACUGGAAACCGCGAUGCAAGUCUUCCAGUGUCACUACCAGGAGGGGAGCUUGAAGAACGAGCUGUAUUUCAACUACAUCGAGGAUAUCCUCCACGUUGCAGGUCAAGAGACAUCCAAAUUCUCCUGCAAGCCACCAUCGUGUCUCAGUACAGCAAAUGCACCAGGGGAUCACAAGGAAGGUCGUGAUUACAUAUGGUGGAAAAGAACGCCGUUGCUGCUGGUGUUCAUUCCUGUAACGGCUUGCGUCGCUCUCAUCAUAUGGCGGGUCACAUCUACGAGACAUUUAGCAGAGCACGCUGCUGAGGAUAUAGAAAUGGCACCUUGUGACACCGUUCCCAGCGUGACUGUCUCCAUCCCGCUUCAAAGGGCCCAUGAAAGCAGAUGAAGAAUAAAGACCAAGGGGGGAAGGAUCUGUACGGGACGGGCUCAGAUGGCUCGUUCUGCCGAGAUGUGGCACGUCAGUCAAAUUGACACCACCUCCUGCGACGGCGAGCGUGUGGUUACCCUGACGCAGAACUCUCUUGGGCCACAUAUUAUACAAAUCGUAUAUGGACUUAAGGAACUGGAAAGAACCACUUCAUCAUUCCAUGCUUUCCGAUUUCUACUAUCCAAGUGGUGUUAAUGCAGCAAAGCAGACGUAAAGCAACCAGGAUGUUGCUGGUGUUCCAACUGACUUACUGGUGUUCCUCUGACAUUAAAGGCAAUGUAAAAAUGGAGGCCGGAGCAUCACGUAUGGAUUCCUGCAAUGCUACAAGGUGUAAAAUGUCCUACCACUGGACUCUGGAGCAUUGGAAAAGCGGGUGCAUGGGGAAGGCCGAUUGUGUUCUUUGCUCACAAAGCACAGUGAAAGCAUGCUUGGAUGGAGUUUCUGUGGAAGGAGACCAAUCAUCAAACACCUCGGGAAUGGAUGACCUGCGGUUUUAGAAUCAGGCGUCUUCUAGGCAGACAUGGGGACUCAAGUCAUCGCAACAUGGACUUAAGUUGACUUGACUAUUUUGGUGACUUGUAACUUAACGUGACAAAAACUAAAAGACUCAAGACUCGACUAGAGGUGUGAAGAGCUGUUGUACACACAUUCACGUGAGAUAAAUUGGCCAAUCAUAUCACUGUCCGACCUUACUGGUCUUCUCUCUUUACGAACACCAGAUACUGCAGGUAAGACUGCAAAGGUGACUUGACUCAAGACUCGUCUUGACUUGAGGUAACCUGUGAUCUGAUUUGACUUUCCAAAGGCAAAAUGACUUGGGACUAACGGGUUGAGCCGAUGAAUCCCCAAGUUCAACCUCUACCUUGGACCCGCUCGAGAUAUCAGUGACAUCAUCGAUGAAUCGACUUCGACUCGACUUUCAACACAUUAAACAGGCGUCCCACUAUUUUUUUUAACAUAUAUUGUGUAAUAUUACAGUAUAGCCAUUGGAGUUUAAUUACGCAUGUCUUGGUGUUUCUUUGAAUGCCUUCUCAGCAUAUAAACACAUAGAAAGUGAUGCGUUGGAGCCACUUGUGCACUUGUUGACAUUGCGAUGAUCGGUCACAGAUGGUAAAGCUGCCGGUCGCAAACAACACUGCGCCUGCGGUUCAACAAGGGUCCCACUUUGUGUAUCAAAGCUCGGAGCAGAUGGCAAAGAUAGCCGCGGCUAGACCGGCUGUGAAUCCCUCCAUUGUGUCCCCCUUCCACCCGUGAUCUAUCACUUCUUCUUCUUCUUCCUCUUCUACGCCACAGCAAAAAAGCGCUGGACUUUCUAAUGCCUCAUUCACUGAGUCAAUCCUGUUUCGGUCAUGAGAACAUGACUGUGUGGAGAGAGUGUCUCGCACACUCACACACAGACAGAGGGAAGACAGGAGCGUCGACGAUGUACAGACGGACGGACGGACGGACGGGCGGAUGAGCUCAAUGAGGAGCAUAAGAGGGACGCUUGUUCUCGGCCCACAAAAGACGUGGCCGUAGGCUGGGGGAAAUGCCACUUACCAACACGACUGAUGUCGGCCCAGUGCGAUGAAUAAACGCGCUAGGAAUCUCUGCCGACCGCACAAAACUGCGAACGGUGAUUAAUAUUGCGAUAACAGUUUUUCAGUAUUCCAAUGAUUGCGUUCCAAGGAACCCCUUCAUUAAAAUAUACACGAGUGCAAACAGCUAAAACAGAUUUAAAAAGUUAACAAUUUUGGGGCUUUUUGGGUGAAAUUUCAUGAUGAACUUAAAAUGCAACCUUUAACGGUGAACUUAAUUUAACCUGAUCUACACUUUUGAAUGCACAACUGUUUAACGUUUCAGUUUCAUCCUAGAAUUUCACCUCAAAAGCCCAAUAUCCCUACUUUUGGUGAGUAGUGUACAAUCCAGUGUGUGUUUUCCUUGAAAUUAGUAUUCAAAAGCGUUGUAAUGUUUACGGACCCUUCCAGGGAAAGUAUUUUUGUAAAUGUGAGUCAUUCUACAACAAAACGCAUUGAGCACAUUUGUUCAUCCUACACGUUUUUGUCUGAAGACUAACACUUCUAUACUGUUUUUGCCAGUUUUUACCAGCUUUAGAGACAUGUAUAAUCAUAACUUGUUAAGUAUACUCAAAAGUGUGAAAUGAUAUCCUGUGUUUGGCCCUACUCUUUUUUGGCUACAAUUACAAAUCUACAACCUGUUUAGAGGUGUUUCUAAUAUUCUGGUUGCCUUAUCUAGCCACAAUGUAAAAAUGAAACUACAGUACAAUUAGAAACAGCUCAGUAUGACGCAGUGCAGUUUUGCACCACUG
Messenger RNA from Phycodurus eques (leafy seadragon), 3177 nucleotides. RefSeq lists its product as uncharacterized. NCBI's taxonomy places the organism in Eukaryota, Metazoa, Chordata, Actinopteri, Syngnathiformes, Syngnathidae. Bases 111 to 827 code for a protein of 238 amino acids. The transcript has 7 exons. The record is from RefSeq and is a predicted model, not a curated record. Gene Ontology annotation, biological process: cell adhesion; positive regulation of cell population proliferation. Gene Ontology annotation, cellular component: plasma membrane. Gene Ontology annotation, molecular function: stem cell factor receptor binding; cytokine activity.